CAGAGCAAGAGAUAGCUACAGCAGUUUCUAGACCUGUAUCCUGCCUCAAUCUCAAUCUAUUGAAUUUGAAGAUUUACCUCAAAAUGUACGGUGGAGAUUAUCAGAUACAAGGAACAAUCUUCCCCGCUCCAAAUUUCAACCCUGUUAUAGAUGCUCAGAUGCUAGGGGGGGCCCUACAGGGAAUAAGUUGUGAAAAGGAUACGUUGAUUGAUAUUCUAACACAGCGUUGCAAUGCACAAAGACUUAUGAUUGCAGAGGCUUACAGAAACAUGUAUGGAAGGGAUUUGAUAACGGACCUGAAAGAGAAUCUUUCUGAACACUUUAAAGAAGUUAUGGUUGGCUUGAUGUACCCGCCUGCAUCCUAUGAUGCCCAUGAGCUCUGGCAUGCCAUGAAGGGGGCAGGCACAGAAGAAAACUGUCUAAUUGAUAUAUUAGCCUCAAGAUCAAAUAUGGAGAUCUUCCAGAUGAAAGAGGCCUACUCAAUGCAGUACAAUAGUGAUCUUCAGCAAGAUAUUUAUUCGGAGACUUCAGGCCAUUUCAGAGACACGCUUAUGAACCUUGCACAGGGAAUUAGAGAGGAUGGGUAUGCGGAUCCUGCCAUGGCUGCUCAGGAUGCAACGGUCCUUUGGGAUGCAUGUCAGCAAAAGACAGGGGAACACAAAAACAUGCUACAAAUGAUCCUGUGCAACAAGAGCUACCAACAGCUGUGGAUGAUUUUUCAGGAGUUCCAGAAUAUCGCUGGACAAGACCUGGUAAAUGCCAUCAAUGAAUGCUAUGAUGGAUACUUUCAAGAACUACUGGCAGCCAUAGUGCUUUGUGUUCGAGAUAAGCCUUCCUACUUUGCUUACAGACUCUACAAUGCAAUCCAUGAAUUUGGUUUCCAUAACAAAACUAUCAUCAGGGUUCUGAUUGCCAGAAGUGAAAUAGAUCUCUUGACUAUAAGACAACGAUACAAAGAGAGAUAUGGAAAAUCACUGUUUCAUGAUCUCAAACAUUUUGCAUCAGGACAUUAUGAAAAAGCUUUACUUGCCAUUUGUGCUGGUGAUACUGAAGAUUAUUAAAGGAAGAAGGAUUCAAGAAAGUCGAGCACAUUUCUCUAGAAGUGUAGGUUCACUCUGUACUAUAUACAAGAAUAGAAAAAUCAAUGCUCUAUAAUUUCUAAUUUUGAAUCUUUUCAAAAACAAGAAAGUAUAUUUUUGGUCAGUAAUAUAUUCUUCUUUCCCUAAGUGCUGAAGAAAUUGUAUUACUUUGACUAAUAUAAAAUUAAUUAAAACAGUCUAAUAGAAAUAAUACCAAAUAAAGCUAUAUACAUUUAUGUAUAUUAUUUAGUUCCUUGACACCCACCCUAAAGCAGUACUUAUAACACAUAAUCAAAUACCAAUAACUAGAUAAUAAAAAUUACCUGUUAAAGAGCCAGUGCACUUUAAAUCUGGGGCAAAACAUUAUUUGUCAUUUACCUUAAUGGAUGUGAUUCUCCUAAUUCAUUUUCCUGCUCUUUUAGACUAUCUUAAUAUCCAACUCUUAUGCCCAACAGUAGAUGUCAAACUCACCCAAGCUCCUGGACCAGAUCUAAACCAAAGAGCUCCUCCUUACCAGCCGAAUCUAGAUGUAAAGAGCCUCAUAGGCUGGAUCUGGACCCAGAAGUUGGGUGACUGGCAGCAACAGCGGAAUGGGGGAUAACAAAUAUAUCACUUAACGCCCCCUCCCCUGCUUUCCAUCAACACACAUCUCUAAUGAGGCUCCAUGGGUAGAAAUUCAGCAUCAGGCCCCAGCCCCUGUUCUUGGCCCUUCUAGCCUGCGGGCUGGAUGAAACAGCUCUGUAGGACAGAUGCAACCCACAAGUGGUAUCUUUUACACCCCUAGACUACAGCUUUACUUUAAAACUGAGCAUCUGCCAUCUGCAGUGUAAAUCACAUAUUCAGCAAAGGUACAUUUUAUAUUGUCUCUCACAUUUGACAAAUGUAAACCAUACUGGAGAACUUAAGUUUUUAAUUUGAAAUAGAAAUAAGAGUUAGAAUUAAGAACCUCACCCUGUUCUUGAUCCAUUCACUUUAAUAUCAAGUGAUUUAUGUCAUGGUACAGCUUUUGGAAAUUGAAUAAACAUAAGUAACUUAAUUA
Molecule: messenger RNA, 2118 nt
Organism: Alligator mississippiensis (American alligator)
Lineage: Eukaryota; Metazoa; Chordata; Crocodylia; Alligatoridae
Gene: ANXA10
Product: annexin A10
Exons: 12
Coding region: 84-1061 (325 amino acids)
Cellular component (GO): cytoplasm
Molecular function (GO): calcium ion binding; calcium-dependent phospholipid binding
Source: RefSeq, a predicted model, not a curated record